Molecule: messenger RNA, 803 nt
Organism: Dendrobium catenatum
Lineage: Eukaryota; Viridiplantae; Streptophyta; Magnoliopsida; Asparagales; Orchidaceae
Product: FCS-Like Zinc finger 5-like
Exons: 1
Coding region: 80-490 (136 amino acids)
Source: RefSeq, a predicted model, not a curated record
UCCCUCCGAGCUACUUGCAAACCCACUCGUACCCCACUCAGCUCUGUCUCUCUGUCUGAAGAGUGAAGAGCUGCCGGAAAUGUUGCUCGGUAAGAGGCCGCGACCUCCGAUGAGUCGAACCAUCAGUAUGACGGAGUUCGCCGCCGAUUUAGAACUGGCCGACGAUUCUCCGCUGUUGUCCGAUGAAAAUAUUCCGGCGACGGUCGCCAUCAAUCCGCAUCAGCAGCUUCAACAUCUUGAAUCGAAGCAGCCGUGGUGGCCAGGUGAUUUUCCGGUUGAGUGUAGGCAGAGAAACUAUAAGUGGGCUUCGGCUACCGCCGCGAUGAUCCAGCCGCAAGGACCGCGGAGGAACUCCGCUGAUUUUGCGGCAGCGGUUGAAACGGCGCCGUUUCUCAGGUCCUGUGGUCUCUGCAAGCACAGCCUCAAUCUAGGCCGCGACAUCUUCAUGUAUAGGUAUUCUCAGGACAUCCCGCCCUUAAAUUUUUUGUGAGAUUUUUUAGCAAAUUAAGUCAAACUCACACACAUCUCUCAUACAUAAGCUUCGAUCCCAAAAUCUCUGAGAGCUAUCAACAAGAGAUCAAGCGAGCUGCAUCCGUCCUUAAUUAGUACAAGCCUUUUUUCUCUGGUUUCUUGGUGUCUUGUCGAUUGAUUUACUCUGUAUUUGUUUCUUAUUUUAGGGCUGUUCUGUAUCCUAUUUUAAGUAGGAUUUAGGAAGAUUUUCUUCAAAUCAUGCUAAUGGGAAUUUUAGUGACAUUAAUACUGCUAUUUUGACAAACUUAUUGUCAACUUUGUUAUUGAUUUCA